Molecule: messenger RNA, 948 nt
Organism: Closterium sp. Naga37s-1
Lineage: Eukaryota; Viridiplantae; Streptophyta; Zygnematophyceae; Desmidiales; Closteriaceae
Source: the annotation of a GenBank genome assembly
AUGGCUGACAGCACCCCGCCAGCUGACGUGGCUCCCGGAGGUGGAAGCGGCGCGGAGGAGACGCGCAGCAAGAAAUGGCUGCCGCUGGAAUCGAAUCCGGAAGUGAUGAACGACUUCGUGCGCAAGGUUGGCUUUCCCCCGACAGCCGGCUUCCACGACAUGUUUGGGCUGAACGCGAAUUUGCUCGCCAUCGUGCCUCAGACCUUUGUGCGCAAGGUGGGCUUUCCGCCUACAGCCGGUUUCCACGAUGUCUUUGGGCUGGACACGGAUCUACUCGCCAUGGUGCCUCAACCGGUGCUCGCGCUGCUUUUCCUCUUCCUGCUGCCGCCCGAGGAGCGGUCCAAAGAGCCGGAGCAGCAAGAGAAGGUUCCCGAGCAAGCAACUCCCUCUGCUGAAGCUGCACAGCCGUUCUUUGUGCGGCAGACCAUAGACAAUGCGUGCGGCACGACCAUUCCCCUUCCCUCCCCUACAAUACAUCCCUCCCUUUUUUUCCCCACCUUGCCUUCCUCCCACCAGGCGGCACAGCCAUUCUUUGUGCGGCAGACCAUAGACAAUGCGUGCGGCACAAUCGCGCUCCUACACGCCAUCGGCAACAACCAACACCAGCUCACUCUUGAAAAGGGCUCUUUCCUCCAGCAGUUCUUUGAAAAUACCAAAGACAUGACACCUGAAGAUGGCUCUUUCCUCCAGCAGUUCUUUGAAAAUACCAAAGACAUGACACCUGAAGAUCGAGCAGCCUAUCUGGAGGCGGACACGUUGCUGGAGAAGGCACACACAGAUGCACCUUUGAGACACUUCAACACUCUCCCAUUUCCCCCAUUCCCAUACCCCAAUCUCCCUACCUCUCAGCGAGCAGCCUAUCUGGAGGCGGACACGUUGCUGGAGAAGGCACACACAGAUGCAGCAGAGGCAGGCGACACUCGGGUGGGUUCUCUUCACCUGUUUUAA